CAUUAGUAUUACGCCCAUCUCGAUUUCUAUGGUCCUAACCUUAAAAUAGGGUGUGAAGGAGUGAAUGUUGUGGGUGGAAGGAUUGCAUAAAUAAAAGACAAUAACAACAGUACUAUAGCAAUUUCGUCGAGACAUUUCUGUUCCAUUGAGCGUACACACGAUUUCGCACGAAAAUUUAGAACAUGGACGCUAACAAUCAAGGUGGUAAACCGUUCAAAAUAACCAAUAGCUCUAGAGAUACCAGAAAAGGUGUCGUUGCUUUGUCACUGGAGGACCUUUGCUCAAAAGUUAAUGAAAAGCUCAAUGUUGACGGUGAAAUUACUAUUGUAUUGGAGUCAGAUGGUACAGAGAUUGACGAUGAAGAAUACUUUGCUACGUUAGAGCCGCACACUAGUCUUAUGAUUUUGACCAAAGAAGAAAAAUGGUCACCGGAUACUCUUCCGUUUAAUAUAAGCGUCGAUCAGCUUGACAAUGCGAAAGGUGGAAAUGAAUUGGUUGGCUUGGUUGGAAAAUUAAAACAUAAUCUAUGUAACGUAUCUCUUCUUGGUGGUCCUGAGUUGGAGAUGUUAUCUGAUAUGGAUCCGGAGUCCAUCACUGAUAUCACUUUUCCGGACAAGAUAUUUCUUGAGCAAUUGAAGGAAGCAUCUGGUAGGUUUUUAUCUGAAAAGCGACAGGCUAGAGAUGCAAUGGAUCUCUUGAGAUUAUAUCAAGAAAAACAUGGAGAAACAGGAUAAAAUCGAGUCUGAAGGUUAAUCGUGAUCUUUAAAUUCUUUCAUCAGUUGUUAAUUUUAUUUAUUCACUGACCUAGAAAUGGGAUGAAGUAUAAAUACCUUAGGAAUUGAUAAUAGUAAACAAUUUCAACUUGGUUUCUUAACAUCCUUAUUUUAAGCAGGAUUAGAUUCAGAAUAAAAAAAUUCUAUUAUCAUGUUUGCACAACUCCUAUUGACAUAGGCACAAAUUCCCAAUUUUUCUAACUUGAUAAGGUGAUAAGUAGUAAGCCAAUGCAGAAAGUGAAAAAGUCAAUAUCCAAUUUUUAUAACUAUUCAGAUAUUAUUAGGGAACAUUUAAUUUUCGAACAACAUACCAAGAAAUAGUUCACCUAUGAAAAUUUGAUAAAGUUUUAUAAUUUUUUUUAAUCUAAGCGUACAUUUGAAAGGCUAUAAUGAAAAGAGUUUACUUUAUCAGUGAAAGGAAAACAUCUUUAGAGUAUCAAAAUCAAAACAGCUCAAUUAGGGGCAGAAAUAAACACCUUGAAAGUGCCAAAAGUAAAAUGAUGAUUGAUGCAUUAUUAGAUAUAGGAAUAAUGCAAAUGACUGAUUUUUUAGAGUAGAUUUUUAUGUGAUAUUUAAAGAAACUUGUCAUCUCUCGAAAGUUUUUUGUAUGCAUUUACCAUUUUCUCAUUGUGACAGAUCCCUGAUAUAAAUGUUCACAUAUUCGUCAUAAAUUCAACUAUUUUGCACAAAAAACUCACUCUUUUGGGAAGAAAAGGAUGUAAUGGGAAGGUUUCAACAGAAUAAUGAUUCAUAUUGAGUUUAUCCAUUACUCGUUACCAAUAUUCUUAGCAAAUUAUGAAAAAAAGUUCUGUUCAUGCCGCAUAAGAAAACUGACUUUGUUUUUCACCCAUGGUUUUUUGAAAUUCUAUAUAAACUCAAGGUGAUAAAAUUCUUCCUAUACUAAAUAAGUCAUUUGUGCUUUUGACUGAAAGAAGUCAAUGUUUAUGUAUGUACUAACAAUACUAUUGUAAAAAGACAUUGUUGUCCUUAUACAAUAAUACUAUAGUCUUGAAUUUACUGUUUUGUUCAUAUUUUUAGUCGCUACUUUAUUAAAAAGGUUUUUUCACAAUUUAAAAACUCAUCUCCUAUGUUAUCAUCUCAUUCAAAUCGUUAUCAAUUUAAAAUAUUUUCAGUAAAACAUUAUUUAUGACACCCCUGUGGAUGUAUAAGUGUCUUCGGAAAUAUCAUCAGUUUCCACUGCCACUCAAUUUUUAAGAUGAUAGUUUGAAUGUGGGAAGUUACAGGAGGAAUUUUUCUGAUGUAUUAAGGGUAUACUUUUUCGCUUUAUAGGUGUGACUGUAACUUUAGUGGAGUCGACCCCAAAUGUAACAUUCCUAAAGGUUCAUAUUUCUGUAGUAAUGAAGAGCAAACCCUUGUACCGAAUUUUGUAAUCUUUUUAAUACAGUAUUAUUACCGAAAA
Coccinella septempunctata (seven-spotted ladybird) is the source of this 2193-nucleotide messenger RNA. RefSeq names its product DNA fragmentation factor subunit alpha-like. Gene Ontology annotation, biological process: apoptotic process; regulation of apoptotic process. The record is from RefSeq and is a predicted model, not a curated record. The transcript has a single exon. The coding region runs from base 183 to 734 and encodes 183 amino acids. Lineage: Eukaryota; Metazoa; Arthropoda; Insecta; Coleoptera; Coccinellidae.